UUCAUAGUCCUCUACAUACUCAAUUUGGUACACCAACUAAUUAGUUAUAACUCUCUUCAUUUUGUUUCUCUCUUUUCCUCCUCCUCUUUCUUCAUCAAUCUCUUGUUGUAAAUGCCUGAAAACAUGAGUAUAUCUGUAAAUGGCCAAUCUCAAGUCCCUCCUGGCUUUAGAUUUCAUCCAACUGAAGAGGAACUCUUGCACUACUACUUGAGGAAGAAGGUCUCAUACGAGAAGAUCGAUUUGGAUGUGAUUCGUGAUGUUGAUCUUAAUAAGCUCGAACCUUGGGAUAUACAAGAGAAGUGCAAAAUAGGGACCACCCCUCAAAAUGAUUGGUACUUCUUCAGUCAUAAAGAUAAGAAAUACCCCACUGGAACUAGGACAAAUCGAGCUACUGCUGCCGGUUUUUGGAAGGCUACUGGCCGAGACAAGGUAAUAUAUAGCAACUCUAGGCGGAUUGGAAUGAGGAAGACAUUGGUUUUCUAUAAAGGCCGAGCUCCUCAUGGUCAAAAGUCCGACUGGAUAAUGCAUGAGUAUCGCCUCGACGAUAAUACCACUGAAACCACCAAUGUUUCGAAUGUUAUGGGAGAAGCAAACCAGGAAGAAGGAUGGGUCGUAUGCCGUAUAUUCAAGAAGAAAAAUCACCACAAAACCCUAGAUAGCCCAAUAAGUUCAUCUAUUAGCGGAGAGGCGAGGAGCCGUAUGUUCAACUCGUGCAACGAAGGAGCUUUAGAGGAAAUUCUUCAACAGGUGGGUAGAACUUGCAAAGAGGAAAGUGAAGUCCACAAUAACUUGAGACUUUUCAGGUCAAUCGAUUCAGGGAUCCAAAAUGUUUAUAACGACUCAUUCAUGAAACUCCCAAGUUUAGAAAGUCCAAACUCCACUAGUAGCCAAAACUGUUACCAACCCAUAAUCAACAUCGAGAAUGAAAGCUCUGUGAACAAUCAAGCGAGUACAGGUACUUUCAACUCAGUUUAUCACAUGGACUCCAGUCUCACCAACUGGGCAGUACUCGAUAAGCUUGUGGCCUCCCAGCUCAAUGGCCAUACUGAGACAUCAAGACAAUUAGCAUGUUUCAAUGAGCCGACAAUGGGGUAUUGUAACCCCAGUGAUGGUCAGCAAGAUUUCCAGUUGCCAACACUGCGAUCGUCUUCAUUAUCUUCCAACAGGUCUUACCAUGGAUCAGAAGAUUAUAACAGUGAAAUAGAGCUGUGGAAUUUCACAAGAUCAUCAUCAACAUUGUCAUCAAAUGAUCCGCUAUGCCACGUGUCAAACAGAAUUGUAUAACGGAAUAAAGAAUAGUUUAUAUAUCAUUAUAUCAGAGGUCUUAAAGUCAAAGUAUUGUGAGAUUAUAGGAGUAAAAGAGAGAUAUGUAAUAUAAAAAUAAAAUUAAAAAGAAGAGAGUUUAUCUUUA
Molecule: messenger RNA, 1411 nt
Organism: Pistacia vera
Lineage: Eukaryota; Viridiplantae; Streptophyta; Magnoliopsida; Sapindales; Anacardiaceae
Product: NAC domain-containing protein 43
Exons: 3
Coding region: 112-1284 (390 amino acids)
Biological process (GO): regulation of DNA-templated transcription
Molecular function (GO): DNA binding
Source: RefSeq, a predicted model, not a curated record